Messenger RNA from Diaporthe citri, 624 nucleotides. RefSeq lists its product as uncharacterized. The transcript has 4 exons. NCBI's taxonomy places the organism in Eukaryota, Fungi, Ascomycota, Sordariomycetes, Diaporthales, Diaporthaceae. The record is from RefSeq and is a predicted model, not a curated record. Bases 1 to 624 code for a protein of 207 amino acids. Gene Ontology annotation, molecular function: oxidoreductase activity, acting on paired donors, with incorporation or reduction of molecular oxygen; monooxygenase activity; iron ion binding.
AUGAUCGACGAGGAUGGUAAUGGAGACCCGUUCUGGGGAUCUGCCUGGAUGAGAGAUCAACAGAAGCUGGUUGGGGUUCUGAAUGAUGACGAUAUGGUCGCCUCCGUGGACCUGGGCGUAGCUUGGGGGCUGAUGGUAAAUAUGGUGCCCAGCGUUGUCAUGGCGCUGAUUGACCUUUUUGAGGACCAGAGCAUGCUGGACCGCGUACGCGAGGAGAUCCAGGCAACCUACGGACAGUGCCCAGCCGCUGAGUUCGACAUACGGCGCCUCUCAAGCAUGCCUCUUCUUCAUUUCCUCUACGCAGAAACUUUGAGAUUGCAUGUUUCUUCAUACUCCAUCGUGAGCGCCCCGGAUAACGAUGUUCCCCUUGGAAAGUGGCGCCUGCCCAAGGGCGGCUUGGUCUCAUCAGCCCCCAAAUCUGCCACAUGGAUCAAACCUUCUGGAAUACCCGCGGGAGACUUCAUCCCUUGCAAUCGUUUUGGGCGGAGAGAUUUAUCACGGAUCCUAAACUGCAACGGCAGCGACACCAAGCCAUACGUGUCAAUGGAGGGACUCGAGGGUCUUGGAUCCCUUAUUCAGGGGGCCAACUUAUCUGCCCAGGUCGUUUUCUGGCGCAGAAGGUGA